Messenger RNA from Cryphonectria parasitica EP155, 1365 nucleotides. Its product is annotated as family 33 glycosyltransferase. Gene Ontology annotation, cellular component: endoplasmic reticulum. The record is from RefSeq and is a predicted model, not a curated record. The coding region runs from base 1 to 1365 and encodes 454 amino acids. The transcript has 3 exons. NCBI's taxonomy places the organism in Eukaryota, Fungi, Ascomycota, Sordariomycetes, Diaporthales, Cryphonectriaceae. Gene Ontology annotation, molecular function: mannosyltransferase activity.
AUGGUCUUGAUGGUCUGCGCACUCAUAGCCAUCUACCAUCCUACGAGGUUUAAUUCCAAUUCCAGGGGUCCUAAGGCCAGCAACAUAUCUGCUCAGGUCCUUGUUCUUGGCGACAUUGGUCGAAGCCCCCGUAUGCAGUAUCAUGCUCUCAGCAUUGCCAAGCAUGGUGGACAUGUCCAGCUCAUUGGAUAUCGAGAGUCUUCCCUGCUCCCUGCCCUGCUAGAGAGCGAGAACGUUGUGGUCUGGGCACUCCGACCACCUCCUCGCCUGCUGUCAAAGCUGCCCUUCAUCAUUGCAGGCCCACUCAAGGUGCUCUACCAGAUUUAUGAAUUGCUUCUGGUCCUCCUCUAUCGGGUGGAGCCAUCCAAAUGGCUCAUUGUCCAGAACCCCCCUUCGAUCCCCACUCUGAUGGUUGCAGCUAUUGCCUGUCGUGCCCGAGGCACACGCCUGCUCAUCGACUGGCACAACUAUGGCUGGACCAUCCUGGCCGGCACGCGCGGUCAGCGGCACCCUUUUGUCCGUGCCUCCAAGAUCUACGAGGCCUUCUUCGGCCGCUUCGCCCCGACCGCCAACCUGGCCGUCACCGCUGCCAUGCGCGCCGACCUGCAGACAAGCCCCUACAACCUCCGCACGCCCAUCGCUGCCAUGCAUGACCGCCCUGCCGCCAUCUUCCAGCCGGUCGGCAGCCAGCAGGAACGCAGGGCCUUCCUGUAUGGCAUCGAGCAGACCGCGGACUAUGCCGAGGACAUCCUCGCCGGCAAAGUGCGGCUGCUGGUGAGCAGCACCUCCUGGACCCCCGACGAGGACUUUGGCAUCCUGCUGGACGCGCUCGUGCUCUACGCCGCCGCCGCUGCCGCCGCCGCCUCCUCGUCUUCGUCUUCCUCGCCUGCUGGGCGCGUCCCCCCCUUGCUAGUGAUCAUCACGGGCCGCGGCCCCCAAAAGGCCAAGUACGAGGCCGAGAUGGCCCGCCUCGCCGCCUCGGGCAGGCUGACGGGCGUGGAGAUCCGUACGGCCUUCCUGUCCUUCGAGGACUACGCCAGGCUGCUGGCGGCCGCGGACCUGGGCAUCUGCCUGCACAUGAGCUCGUCCGGGCUCGACCUGCCCAUGAAGGUUGUCGACAUGUUUGGGGCGGGUCUGCCCGUCCUGGCGUACUCGCAGUACCAGAGCUUCGGCGAGCUGGUCAGGGAGGGGGUGAACGGCGUGGGCUUUGUGACGGCGGAGGAGCUGGAGGUAGGGUUGGUGCGCCUGCUUGACCCUUCCAGCGGCGAGCUGGCCAGGCUCAAGGCGGGUGCCGUGAAGGAGGGCUCGCGCCGCUGGGAUGAGGAAUGGGAUGAGGUUGUCAAGCCUAUCCUGGAACUUAGCUGA